Eubalaena glacialis (North Atlantic right whale) is the source of this 2238-nucleotide messenger RNA. RefSeq names its product FRAT regulator of WNT signaling pathway 2 (gene FRAT2). Gene Ontology annotation, cellular component: cytoplasm. Lineage: Eukaryota; Metazoa; Chordata; Mammalia; Artiodactyla; Balaenidae. The record is from RefSeq and is a predicted model, not a curated record. The transcript has a single exon. The coding region runs from base 158 to 850 and encodes 230 amino acids.
GCGGCGAGAGUGCCUGGCGGGCUCCGGCUUCCGCGUCCGCCCCGGCUCCGGCCUCGGCCUCAGCACCGCGCCCGGCUCCGCCGCGGCCCACCGAGCCCCGGGGGCAGCCGAGCCGCCGGCGACUCCCGCAGAGCUCCGGGUGCCCGCGCGGGGGGCCAUGCCGUGCCGGAGGGAGGAGGAAGAGGAAGCCGGCGAGGAAGAGGAGGAGGAGGAGGAGGACAGCUUCCUCCUGCUGGAACAGUCGGUGACUCUGGGCGGCUCGGGCGAGGUGGACCGGCUGGUGGCCCAGAUCGGCGAGACGCUGCAGCUGGACGCGGCGCAGGACCGCCCUGCCUCCCCGUGCGCGCCCCCGGGGCCGCCACUGCAGCCCCCGCGACCCCCGGCGGUGGUGCGGGCGGACAAGGCCCGAGCCCCGGCUCUGCCGCUGCUUCUGCCGCCCGCCUCGGCCGAGACUGGGGGUCCGGCGCCCCCGGGGGCCCUGCGCUGCGCCCUCGGGGACCGCGGCCGGGUGCGGGGCCGGGCUGCGCCCUACUUUGUGGCAGAGCUCGCCGCAAGCCCCAGCGCGCUGCCCGGGCCGUGCCGGCGAGGAUGGCUGCGGGGCGCUGUCGCCUCCCGCCGCCUGCAACAGCGACGAUGGCCCCCAGCCGGGGCGCGCGCCAACGACGACGACCCGCACAGGCUCCUGCAGCAGCUGGUGCUCUCGGGGAACCUCAUCAAGGAGGCCGUGCGGAGGCUCCAGCGAGCCGUCGCCGCGGUAGCAGCCACGGGCCCCGCGGCACCCCCCGGACCCGGGGGCAGCCGCAGCCGACCGGACCCUGUCGCCCUUCAGCCCUCCGGCGCCUUGCACUGACCCAGGGCCCUUGGAGGAGGAAGAAGCCUCUGCGGGGACCCAACGGCGUCCUGUGCCUUCCCCAACCUUGAGCUGAAGCCGCCGUUGCCGUCCUGGGAGCGACCGCCUAGGCUGCAAGGAGGCGCGUGGGGAGAGACCUCAAGCCGAGAAGUUACCCGCCCCGGCGAGGCUGUCGGCGAAAACUUGAGCGUGGAGAAAUGCACGGGCCAGGGCGCGUCCGUAUCGCGUGAGAAUUUCCCCGGCCACCUCGGGGACAGGAACCUGGGAUAAAACUGGGAGAACUAUGGCAGCUAUUUGCAUCAACUUGUACCUGACUUAACCCUUGGGGGUGUCGUGUGCUUGGAUUGUUUAAAGAUACGGCUCCAAGGGGCGAGAAUCGCGAGGGCUUUGUAACAAUACUUGAAAACUGAUGACACGAAUACAUUUUAUUUUCCGGUGGAGGAACUUAGUGAAAAUGGUGCUACAAUUGCUGUGCAAAGAAAUUCCGGAGGGAAGAAGAAUGUAAAAGCUUGGUGGUGGGUGGGUUGGCAUCGCCCGACCCCUUUCUCCCACCUCAUCGGUGACGGGUCGAGGUGGGAGAUGUGAACUCCAGUUGUCGGGGGCAGGAAGGUGGAGAAUUUUGAAGGUGGGUCGAGGUGGAUGUGGACUUUUAAAUGACUUGACCUUGCCACCUGUGUUUCAAGGUCACGGUGUGCUUGGACGGAAGGUUGUGGGCUUCCUGGGAGAGCUAACUGACCCCUGUGUCUUUUCUUUCUCUUGCUCCAAGAAGAGCCCUGUCUGUGCUUCGCCACCUCCUAGAGUCUCCAGAGGACACACAGGUAGAGAGGGCUGUGCGAGGAGAGUUAUUUGUUUUCCUCUGUGCUCUCCUUCUGUCCAGAACUCCUCCUCCUCCUCCUCCCGUGAGGCCACUCUUGGCGGUGCCAUGAGCUUUCUCAGAAACAGGCAUAAACAAUGUCUUAUGUCUCUCUCCUGUCCUCCCGGCUGGCCUUUCUUAUUCCACCCUUUCUGAUGUCUUCACUGCAUGGAUGAGACCCCCGCUGUUUUUCUGCUCUGUUCUGGCCCUCUGUGGAGCCAUAGGCCUGAGCUUUCGUGGGUCUUCACCCCUCAGUUUCCUUCUGCCACCAGCUCUUUGUGAGUGACCGAAACCGUUUUUUAAAUGGGACUCUCCAAGAGGAGAAACCCCAGGCUUUACCCGUAUGAAACUUGACGGCGCUUUAAGUAAGGUGCCACCCCCAAACUUUAAAGGAGCUAAACUAAUUUUUUAAAAAGAUUCAAUGGCUUGUUCAUCCUCCAGAUGUAGCUAUUGACGUACACUUCGCACCGGAGUGUCUGAAAUUGUGGUGGUCCUGAUUUAUAGGAUUUCUUAAUUAAAGUGUCUGCUGAAUAAA